Molecule: messenger RNA, 862 nt
Organism: Phyllostomus hastatus (greater spear-nosed bat)
Lineage: Eukaryota; Metazoa; Chordata; Mammalia; Chiroptera; Phyllostomidae
Gene: FBXL22
Product: F-box and leucine rich repeat protein 22
Exons: 2
Coding region: 10-690 (226 amino acids)
Molecular function (GO): protein binding
Source: RefSeq, a predicted model, not a curated record
CUGCGCACCAUGCACAUCACCCAGCUCAACCGUGAGUGCCUGCUGCACCUCUUCUCCUUCCUGGACAAGGACAGCAGGAAGAACCUUGCCAGGACCUGUACCCAGCUCCAGGAUGUGUUUGAGGACCCCAUGCUCUGGCCCCUGCUGUACUUCCGCUCCCUCACUGAACUCAGGAAGGACAACUUCCUCCUGAGCCCUGCACUCAGGAGCCUCUCCAUCUGUUGGCACUCCAGCCGCGUGCAGGUGUGCAGCAUUGAGGACUGGCUCAAGAGCGCCUUCCAGAGGAGCAUCUGCAGCCGGCAUGAGAGCCUGGUCAACGACUUCCUCCUCCAGGUGUGUGACAGGUGCCCUAACCUGGAGUCCGUCACGCUGUCUGGGUGUGGCCACGUCACCGAUGACUGCCUGGCUAGACUACUACGGUGCUGUCCGCGCCUGCGCACGCUGCGCCUGGAGAACUGCGCACGCGUCACCAACCGCACGCUGGUGGCCGCAGCAGCGCAUGGGCGCGCGCUGCAAACACUGCACGUAGACUUCUGCCGCAACGUGAGCGCGGCCGGCCUGCGCCGCCUGCGCGCCGCGUGCCCCCACCUGGCUCUACACGCCGAGCACAGUGCAACCAUGAUCCCGGACCAGCCACCGCGCUGCCUGCUGGCGCCGGGCCCCGCCCUUCGCAAGCUGCUCCCGCGCUAGGCCGCUGGGUCGAGGAAGGGCACUGGCUACGGCCUGGGUCCAAAGGAGUAACCGCAGCUCCUCCGCCUCCCAGACUGUCGCCACAUCUUCUGAGCCUCAGUUUUCCUGUUUGCAAAAUGGGGAUACGAAUGUCUACCUCACACUACGAUUUUAUAUCCAGGAUGAAUGCGAA